This is a messenger RNA of Phytophthora sojae, 630 nucleotides long. RefSeq lists its product as hypothetical. The record is from RefSeq and is a predicted model, not a curated record. Lineage: Eukaryota; Oomycota; Peronosporomycetes; Peronosporales; Peronosporaceae. The coding region runs from base 1 to 630 and encodes 209 amino acids. The transcript has 2 exons.
AUGCACUUUCAGCCUCUCGCAUUUGACGACAAGGUGACAUGGUACAACAACGGAGGGUCCAACUUCCAGAACUUGGGGUCGUCGACGGCAAUAUCCAAAGCCCCUCAACCUACGGACGUCCAUGAAGUGGUGGCUGCUUGCCAAACACUAGAGCUCUUCGCCAGCGAAUAUUUUUCGGCCGACCUGAAAUCUUCCAUCACGGCGCUAGUCGCACUAGUUACGGGGCUCGCUCGUUCUCAUGUGUGGGAGGUCGACGAUCUACCAUUGCUCGUCUAUUGGAUCAAUAUCACGCUAGAAGAGUAUCGCACUCAAGUCAGCCACGCAACACUGGUACCUGGUGAGUUCCAGAAAAAGUUUUCGCUGGAGAACAGCAGCCUGCAGCACAUCCUGCAAACUGUGUCUUCUCGACAGCUUCAGCGUCUCCGCAACGAAAUUACGCAAGCUGACCUAGAGAAGCUGAUUCCACUGCAAGACGGGACGCAGCUAUGUCUUCGGUACUUAUCAGUAAAAGGUUGUCGCUCCAUACCUACUGCCCCAUGUUUCACAGGGCGAGCUCACUUCGAUCCGGAAUCGCUUCACCCGCGACUGAAAGCUCUCAUUAAAAAGCGCUUUGGUGGGCUCAAAACCUAG